GUUUAAGCAUAUGUGCAUUAUAUCUUGCGUAAUAGGCCUAACUGUUUUGGUUUUUGAGAUACUGGUGACAGCUACUAAUGGUUGGCUGAAUGUAUCGAUUAAAUACGGCAGCCAAACGGACAAAUUUACUAUUGGAGCGUUCGAUCUAACGGGGAUAGACCAGAAAACUUCCCGGAGCUGGAACAUUAACAAAAACAGUGCGAUCACGACUCUGCAAGCUAUGUUGAUUCUAAGCAUCAUCAGUCUUAUUGUUGGAAUUGUUUGCCAAAUAUUAGCUUUAACAAAGCUAAAGCUCGGCCGGCUAGAAACAAAAGGGUUUCUUAUAUUAGUACAUGUAAUGUACAUGCUAUCAGCAAUCUUUCUAAUCAUUGGUCUGUCUGUUUACACGAACUACUGGAACAGUCAUGCGUUGUUCUUCGCCAUUAACAAUAUCCGGUUCUUGGGAACAACGUCUUACAACUAUUCAUUUUAUCUGUGUUGGCUGAUAGCUCUACCGUUUAUGAUAUUUUCCAUAGCAUAUGCUGUGUACGCUACUUUUAUGGUUAAAACUAAAUGAAAAUACGACUAAUACACCUCUGCCGGUCCACGGAAGUCGUUA
Ciona intestinalis (vase tunicate) is the source of this 598-nucleotide messenger RNA. The record is from RefSeq and is a predicted model, not a curated record. NCBI's taxonomy places the organism in Eukaryota, Metazoa, Chordata, Ascidiacea, Phlebobranchia, Cionidae.